Molecule: messenger RNA, 5202 nt
Organism: Zonotrichia leucophrys gambelii
Lineage: Eukaryota; Metazoa; Chordata; Aves; Passeriformes; Passerellidae
Gene: CILP
Product: cartilage intermediate layer protein
Exons: 7
Coding region: 1203-4439 (1078 amino acids)
Source: RefSeq, a predicted model, not a curated record
GGAUUCUGAAACCAGCCCUCAGCAGGAUCCAGAUAGGACAGAGAACCUUCAGCCCGUUGGUAAUGCUCAGCUUGGAGAGUACGAGGAGCAGCUCUCGCCGGGGAGACCCCACCUUCGCCUACGUCAGACGCAGAAACAAAUCAACCUGCUCUACUACAAACUGUGUGGAAGAAGAGGUAUGGGAGAUGACAUAGCACACGUCUCCAAGAAACUGCAUUUUUAGAAACUGUGGUCACUAGUGCAUCCUCAUAAACAUUAUUAGAACACUGUCAUUUUUUAAAAAGCCCAAACCACAGACUUGGAGUGGAUCUCAUCCAUUUAAAUUAAUAACAUCUAGUAGCCUGUUUAAAGAAAUUCCUUUAAAAAUAUAACCUCAUAUUAAACUCCCAAUGUGUUUUGCAAAUUUUCUGUUUUACCAAUCAGCUGCCUCCUGACAUGUUCAGCCUGCUCGGUAGCAUCUUAAGCUUCUGGUUUGCACUCAGUAAAAGUGGUGCUCACAAUAGGACACAGGUUGCCCCUAUAGAAAACAUAUGUUGAAAUUUGGUUAAAGACAUUCAACAUGAUCAUACCAACAAUUUUAUCCUUUUUUUCUAACUAUUUAAUCAUUUUACCUUCUACUUAAACAUUUAACCACAUUUGAAACAGACAAGUGCUGUCCCCCAAACAACAUUUAAAUGAGAAUGUGUGUUUGAUUUCCUUAAGCCAAAGUUAUUCAACACUAAGCAUGAGCUGCCUGCACUUUGCUCCCCCUGGGUUUAUCUUAAUCAUCCUGAAUUUGGAAGCCUGCGGGGAAUUAAGCCAGAAGCCUUCAGACGCCUCCUCAUGCUUUAAUUCCCAGCUCCCUGAACAUGCUCUGAGUUUGUUUAAUCCAUGUGGUAUGUAAUAUCCAAAUGUAUAGUCUGAGCUCUGUAGAAGCUGCUAAAACCCAAGUGCCCGUUUUUGGGCAGCUCUGUGUGUAAUGUGCCUCUCAGUAACACACCACUGAUGUUAUUCAAGGUCCACUGGUGCAAGAUUCAAAAAGGUUUUUGUCUCCAUGGUCGAAAUGGAGCGAGUGCUCAGCCAAGUGUGGCCAAACCGGGGUGCAGAAGCGCACCAGAUCCUGCCUGGCCGAGCCUCUCUGGGGCGUGCACUGUAAUGAAGCAACUGAGGAAGGGCGGCUCUGCAUUGGACAUGUUUGCUCAGCCUGCAACAUCACCUGCCCCAUGGGCCAUGUCAACGCUGACUGUGACACUUGCAUGUGUGAGGAUGCCACGCUGCAUGGGAAGGUGUCUCUCGAGGAUGGGUCACCUGCUGCCGAUGCCCGGGUCUACCUGCAAGCCAAGAAACUCAAGCUGUUGACAAUGGCUGAUAACAGAGGCAUGUUUAGGAUCCCAGGGGUUUGUCCUGAUGGCAAAAACACCCUUAAAAUAAAGAAAGCCAAAUAUGCAACAGCGACUGUCACCGUGCCCGAGAGCAACCGGAGAAACCUGGCGAUCCAAGUGCAGCUGCACCGAUCAGGCAAACCCUAUGUUUUCAGGAGCCCUGAGGACAAAGCCAGGAGAGUGGGACAGAGUGUGUCACUCUGCUGCGACGCCCGAGGGAGCCCAGCUCCCGACCGCUACCUCUGGUACCACAAUGGCUCACUGCUGGACCCCUCCUUGUACAAAUAUAAAAACAACCUGAUUCUGAAGAACCUGAAGAGAGAACAGUCAGGAGAGUAUUUCUGCAAGGCCAGCAGUGCUGGGGGGUCAGCAAAGUCCCAAGUUGCCAAGCUGGCUGUCAUAGGAAGACAAGAGGCAGCCUGUGACUCCCAACCCCAAAGCCACCUCAUCCGACUUCCUCACGAUUGCUUCCAAAAAGCAACAAACUCCUUCUAUUACGACGUGGGCAAGUGCCCAGCAAAGACCUGUGUGGGGAAGCUGGAUAAGGGACUUCGGUGUAAGGACAAUGUCUCCUACUGCUGUGGGGUAUCCAAGAUGGAAACCAGGGACAUCUCCUGCGAUGGCUACACGCUCCCCACUAAAGUCAUCGUUGAAUGCGGUUGCAAAAUAUGCACCGAGACCAAAAUAAUGGUUCGAGGCAGAGCCACAGCAGCAGAUAAUGGUGAGCCACUGAGGUUUGGCCACAUCUACAUGGGGAACAAGAGAGUGAGUAUGACUGGCUACAAGGGAACCUUCUCCAUCCACGUCCCAGCAGAUAUGGAGAGACUGGUUCUAACUUUUGUGGACCGGCUGCAGAAGUUUGUAAACACAACAAAAGUUCUGCCCUUCAAGGAAAAUGGAGGUGCUGUAUUUCAUGAGAUCAAGCUACUGAGAAAGAAAGCCCCUGUUACACUGGAAUCCACCGAAACCAAUGUGAUUUCUUUAGGGGAAAUGGAAGAAGAUGAUCCAAUUGCUGAAUUAGAAAUUCCUCCCAAUGCAUUUUAUAGGAAAAAUGGAGAGGUCUACAGUGGCAAAGUGAAAGCCAGUGUGACAUUUCUGGACCCAAGAAACAUCUCUACAGCCCCUGUGACACAAAGUGACCUGAACUUUGUAGAUGAGGAAGGAGACGUAUUUCCGCUCCGCACGUACGGCAUGUUUUCUGUGGACUUCACAGAUGAACGGGGCACUGAGUCCCUCAAUGCAGAAAAGGUGAAGGUUCAUUUGGAUGCUGCUCAGGUCAAGAUGCCAGAGCAUGUGCAAGAGAUGAAGCUUUGGUCCCUGAACCCAGAGACAGGGCUGUGGGAGGAAGAAGGGGACUUCAACCUUGAGAAAAGCACACGGCGCAAAAGGGAGGAGAGAACCUUUUUGGUUGGGAACAUGGAGAUCAAAGAAAGGCGUCUUUUUAACCUGGAUGUCCCUGAGAGCAGACGGUGCUACGUCAAAGUACGAGCCUACAGAAGUGAGCGAUUUCUGCAAAGUGAGCAGAUCCAAGGGGUUGUGAUUUCUAUUAUAAACUUGGAGCCAGAACCAGGGUUCUCCUCCAAUCCCAGAGCAUGGGGCCGUUUUGACAGCGUAGUCACUGGUCCCAAUGGUGCCUGUGUGCCCGCCUUCUGCGAUGAGCAAAACCCCGAAGCCUACGGAGCUUACAUCUUGGCAAGCCUGGGGGGUGAAGAGCUCGAAGCUGUGCCCUCUGCUCCCAAACUCAACCCUGCUGCUAUUGGGGUCCCACAGCCAUACCUCAACAAGCUUAACUACAGGAGGACAGACCAUGAGGACCCCAACAUCAAGAAAACAGCAUUCAGCAUUAACAUGGCCAAGCCAAGCCCUAAUUCCCCAGAAGAGAACAAUGGCCCUAUUUAUGCCUAUGAAAACCUCAGUGAAUGCGAGGAAGCUCCACACAGUGCUGCUCACUUCAGGUUUUACAGGAUAGAAGGAGACCGGUAUGACUUCAAUACUGUUCCCUUCAAUGAAGAUGACCUCAUGAGCUGGACUGAUGACUACCUGGCAUGGUGGCCCAAGCCCAUGGAAUUUAGAGCCUGCUACAUUAAAGUAAAAAUAAACGGACCCCAAGAAGUGAAUGUAAGAUCUCGUAACAUGGGUGGGACGCACCCACGCACCAUCGGCCAGCUGUACGGCAUCCGGGACGUGCGCAGCAUCCGCGACCCCCAGCAGCGGGACGUGUCGGCAGCCUGCCUGGAGUUCAAGUGCAGCGGAAUGCUCUUCGACCAGGACCGCGUGGACCGCACGCUCGUCAAAGUGAUCCCACAAGGCAACUGCCGCCGAGUGAGCGUCAACAGCAUGCUCCACGAGUACCUGGUGAACCACCUCCCCAUGGCCACCAACAACGACACCAGCGAGUACACAAUGCUGGCACCUCUUGACCCGCUGGGACACAACUACGGCAUCUACACAGUCACUGAUCAAGACCCGAGGAUCGCCAAGGAAAUUGCCCUGGGCAGGUGUUUUGAUGGCACGUCUGAUGGCACAUCCAGAAUCAUGAAGAGCGAUGUCGGCAUUGGGUUGACUUUCACCUGUUCAGAGAGGAGCCCGACAGAGCAAAGCAUCUUCCAGUCUCAGAGGAACUUGGGCCAGCAGUCUCCGAGGGACUCAGGCCGGCAGUCUCCGAGGGACCCGGGCCGGCAAUCUCCGAGGGACCCGGGCCGGCAGUCUCCGAGGGACCCGGGCCGGCAGUCUCCGAGGGACCCGGGCCGGCAGUCUCCAAGGGACCCGGGCCGGCAGUCUCCAAGGGACCCGGGCCGGCAGUCUCCAAGGGACCCGGGCCGGCAAUCUCCGAGGGACCCGGGCCGGCAAUCUCCGAGGGACUGGAGCCAGCAGUCUCCGAGGGACUCGGGUCAGCAGUCUUUGGGGGACUUGGGCUGGCAGUCUCCACGGGACUCGGGCCGGCAGCCUCCGAGGGACUGGAGCCAGCAGUCCAUCCUGGUUCUGCCAGGGCAAAGCCCUGUGUACCAGAGGCCACCGGCAAGCCGCCGUAACAACCAAGCCAGGAUCCCGAUGACGGGUCAACGUCCCACCUACUAGAGCUGUGUAGGAGCAUUGGUAAAGUCACUCAUGCUCAAUUAAAUAUGAUUUGAAAGUAACAUCAACCUGCUAAAUAACGUAAUUGAAGGCUGGUAGGUGUCAUUAUUUAUGAGACAUAAUUAAGGUGCCAUUUUUUUUCCCCCACCAGAAAGAAAAGAUGUAAGGCGAGAACUGGGGGCCAGCAGAGGUAGUGAGUUUGUGUCUUAUUAAAUGCAUCCAUAAAAAUCUUCCUUCUGCCUGACAUUAAACAGCUUCACAUGAUAGCCUAAAGAGAAGACUAAACAUAUGAUUCAAUUAAGUCAUGUACAUAAAACGUUCUUCUGUUCUGCAUCUGCAGACUUUGCCAGCCCAAGUACCUGUACAGUAGUUGGUAACAUGAAAAGGAAUAAACUGAUUUCCUCAUACAGAAUUCAACUGCAAGGUUUCGUACUUGAAAUGUAAGUAUUUUAUUUAUUUCUAGCUUGUUUUAGAAUUACUGUAUUCAAGCUAAACUACUGGCAGCUGCAUUUCUAAGGACUCGCAUGCUCAAUAGCAUGGAGAAGCCAUUUGGAUUUGUAGGCUCCACAUAGAUACAGAUAAGUUUUCUCUUGCUUCUUGCAUUGUUUGACAAGAAAAUCUAUGCUCUUUGAUAGGGUAGGUUAAUAAAAAAAGUAAUUUUGUAACUUUGACAAUGUGUGUCACUUUUGUGUUUGAAAUGCCCAAUUAAAUAAACCACCUGUAGAGCUGAGCGAAGAAUAACCUGCAGGGUUUCAUCUUUAUGUUC